AUGCAAUCAUCAAAUGGACGUCAUCGACUUGGUGACUUUGAAAAGCUACAAGAGGAAACAAGUAACGACAAUGUCAAAAAUCUUGCCUAUAUAUAUGGUCAACUUGGUCGUAUUAAAAAAUGUCAAAGCUCAAUAUCAAGAAGCACUCCAGUUUUACAAGAAAAAUAUCUUGGACCAAAUCAUCUGAUUCUGACAACAACCUAUAACGACAUACGUGAUGUCUAUGUUAACAUGGGAGAAUAUGCCAAUGCACUCGAAUCUCGCAAGAAGUCAUUAGAAAUUCAACAAAAAUCCUUGCCACCGAAUCAUCCAGAAUUGGAUACAAUCUAUAACAACAUUGGAGAAGUGUACUUACAAGUGGAUCAAUAUUCAAAUGCAUUGAAAUGCUAUCAAAAAGCGUUGGAAAUUCAACAAAACUCUCUUUCACCAAAACAUCCGGAACUUGCCACUACCUAUCAUAAUAUUUCUGCAGUACAUGAUGAUAUGGGUGAAUAUUCGAAAUCUCUUGAUUUUCACACGAAAUCACUUGAAAUUCGAAAGAAAAGUCUCCCUUUGGAUAAUCCUGAAUUGGUUUCUACCUAUGAUACUAUCGGUGAAGUCUAUAUUAGAAUGAGAGAUUAUUCAAAAGCACUUGAAUUCUAUCAUAAUAUUGCGUCAGUGCACGAAGAUAUGAGAUAA
Molecule: messenger RNA, 678 nt
Organism: Rotaria socialis
Lineage: Eukaryota; Metazoa; Rotifera; Eurotatoria; Philodinida; Philodinidae
Source: the annotation of a GenBank genome assembly